Daphnia magna is the source of this 2033-nucleotide messenger RNA. RefSeq lists its product as uncharacterized. The transcript is spliced from 4 exons. The record is from RefSeq and is a predicted model, not a curated record. NCBI's taxonomy places the organism in Eukaryota, Metazoa, Arthropoda, Branchiopoda, Diplostraca, Daphniidae. The coding region runs from base 306 to 1940 and encodes 544 amino acids.
CACGGCCCUUUUCCCACCACGCGUAGUAUUUGUCAAUUGUUUUCGUUGACCACCAUUAUUUCUAAUCUUUUAUCCAAAGAUUGUGCGACGAGUUGGUAAACGUUACUGCGACAAUAUUGUUAAGUUUAAGAGUAUUGACAAUAUAGUUUGCUGGACACGGUUGGACUUGUUUUCAACAGUUCUUGCCCCGUAAGAUUCUUAUAUUCACUAAACGAGAGGAUGCCAUACAUUUGUACAUUUUUGUUCUUUUUUUGUAAAUCGUCAAUCGGUAUGAGUGUACACUGGUUGCUCAAAUUCAUGGAGAGAUGCCAAAACGAAAAUGUCCAUCAUUUGCAGAGCAGAAGAAAAUGAAAACAUCUGCACAGAAAAAGCAAAAACAAGGCUUUUUUACUGCAGACAAAGAUACUGAAGCAGAAUCACAGUUCAAUGCUAGUCGACGAGAAACGCCGGGACGAGCUGCGAAAAGAAAAACUGGCGAUAUGAUAACAACCGUUAUGCCUAUUGUACAUCGGGAAGAAACACAAAAAGAAGCCACAAUAGGAACAUCUGCUACCAUACAACCAGAAUCAAAUGUCCUCACAGAAAAAAAUUCAACAAGAUCUUCAGGGACUAUUAUGAAAGAGCUUAUGGAAAACAAAAUGAUUCUUGUGUUAAACCGAAUCGAAACGAACGUCGUUGAGACCCUUCGUCUACAUGGUGUUACAUUACCUGAUCAUGACCUACAAUUGUUGCACUGCCUGCAAGAAUCAAACAAACAGUCAAGUGUAAAAAAGGCCAGUUCUGUCGAUCCUGAGCCUAAAGACCCUGCUAUUUUACCAGUCGUUUCGUCAACACUUGAAAAGGUUGACGUGGUGCAGCUGACUGAAUCUUCUGGGCAAGCUCAGGAAAUAUCGAUAAAUGAAGCUAACCCUUUGAACUCAGAAACGACGAUAGUAACAUCGGUUCCACCGGCUGUUACUCACGUUACCCUUCAUUCAAACACUAGUGAGUGUAAAAACAAUUUCCUGGAAAACUUGGCGCUUACCCAAAUCGUGCCCACUGGAACAAAUUCGAAUCUGUCAAACACGAAAAGAAUCAUCAAAAUCGCUCCAGCCAAAGGAGAUAGCAUUUCGCAUAAAAAGAAAAUCGAACUCCCCAUGAUCGCACCUUCAAUCCCCAACGGAAUAAUCAUCACUACUUCUGCGCCCAUUUUCACUCCAAAAACCAAUGCAUUAAGAAACUUUUCUAACAACCAAACUACACAAGGAAAUACCCGCAUCGUGUCCAACGUGAAGAUAAUCAAUCUACCCGCUGAAGACCUACAGACUCUGCAAAAUAACAAGUCGCAUAUCCAGUAUCUUGCGUCGAAAAAGGAUCUCUGCCCUCAGGAAGUUUCUCUUUUGAAUAAGCUUCUAUUAAAUCAACAAAAAAUUUUGGCAAGAGGAAAUCCAGUUGUACCCAUUCCUGGCCAACGCGUUCAAGGCAUUCCAUUUACGAUCGGCGCUUAUAUGUACGUCGUCCAGAGUGGCACUCGUCAAACUCUCACUGAUACUCGCAAGACUACCAAAAAGGUAGUUGCGCUAGUCCCCCCUACUGAAUUACGAUCGUCAGCUACAACUGAAAACCGUUCGAACUCUUCUAUCAAUCUACCUCAAGUACAGAAUUCUGUCGUGGGCAAAUUACUUGAAUUAGCCACCAGCAACAGGUGUGACUAUAUUCUACCGGAUGCCGAAAAGGCAGUUUGCAACCGUAAUAGCUGCAUUCUACAAGUAGCCCGUCUUAAAUCAGAAUUGAACCAAAAGUCUAUUGCUUUGGAAUCUUGUAACAGCGAGUUAGCCAGCUUGAGGGCAGAGUUGAGCAAAGCAAACCAAUACAUAAGCAAUUUGAGAGCACAACUGGAAGAGAAUACUCAUACUUUGUGCUCUUACCUAGCGGCAAGUUCGCACAUUAAUUACGAGUAAUUUUCGACAUUCAAGUGUAAAGUUUUUUCCCCAUUCGUUCAAUCAUGUGUGAAAGAGAAUCAGAUCGUGACACAAUUUGUGUUUUCAAAAUGA